AUGACGAAUGUUAGACGAUCUCCAAGGACGGGAACGCAAGGCAGUGGUGGGGUAACAAAAAAGAGGGGAACAUCAUCUAAAGCUAGGGCCUCUUGGAAUGCAGACCUAGAGAAGGCUCUUGUGGAUUUGUUCCAUGAGCACAAUACUCCACAAUAUCGUGGGCAGAAUGGAUGGUCCACCGAUGUUUGGAACAGGGUUACCAAGAAAUUUCAUGAUAACCAUCCAUACAAGAAUUACACAAAGGGUCAGAUCCAAGACAAGGAGAAGGAGUUGAAGAGAGAGUACAAGAUGCUCAAGGAGGCUAGACAGCAGAGUGGGGUUUCGUGGAAUGAGAAACGGUGUAUGAUUGAAGCUGAUCCAGAGUUGUGGGACAACCUCAUCAUUUCAUUUCCUAAGAUCGGGAAGUUCCGUAGCAACAAGGCUUUUCCCCUCUUUGAUGCCUUGGGAGAGCUAUAUGAUGGACAUCUUGCCGAGGGAAACUACAACUUCACUUCCACUGAACCAACACAGCACACACAAGUGGAGGUCAAUCCCGAGACCGUGGUGGAUGAUACACAAGGAGGGAUGCAAGAGGCUAGUAUGAUGGAGAACUUUGUUGGGAACGGGGAGGCUCAGCCCACGGUGCCUGCUGCACCAUCAACAAGUACUGAAAAUGAACCCAAGAAGCGCCGGUCAAAUGGAGAUAUUGCUGCUAUGAUGGAGAAGUACAUUGAGAUGAAGACGAAGCGAGGUCGAGAGCAAGCAAAUCGCGAACAUGGAUGA
Lolium rigidum is the source of this 762-nucleotide messenger RNA. RefSeq lists its product as uncharacterized. The transcript has 4 exons. NCBI's taxonomy places the organism in Eukaryota, Viridiplantae, Streptophyta, Magnoliopsida, Poales, Poaceae. The coding region runs from base 1 to 762 and encodes 253 amino acids. The record is from RefSeq and is a predicted model, not a curated record.